Panicum hallii is the source of this 1250-nucleotide messenger RNA. Its product is annotated as DNA-directed RNA polymerase V subunit 5A-like. The transcript has 5 exons. Lineage: Eukaryota; Viridiplantae; Streptophyta; Magnoliopsida; Poales; Poaceae. Gene Ontology annotation, biological process: DNA-templated transcription. The coding region runs from base 170 to 961 and encodes 263 amino acids. The record is from RefSeq and is a predicted model, not a curated record. Gene Ontology annotation, molecular function: DNA-directed RNA polymerase activity; DNA binding.
UCAUCUUCUUGUUACUCGGCAAUGGUAUUAGUAUUAGUAUACAUGGGGCUGUAAUUGAGCAGAUAAACUGGACAGUAUAGUCAAUUUCAAGCGUGGAUUAGCAUCCCAUCAGGCCAUCACGUCCCCUUUUGUCCCUCUGGCCGCUCCCCCAGUCCACCCAACACGAGAAAUGAACCAGUUCCUCCGCUCCCAGCAAUCGGUGCUCACCAUGGACUACGCCGACAGCACGGCCGCCACGGCCGCGCUCGCGCCCAACGGCGCCGCCGACCCCGCCGCGGCCAUCAACGACGACGACGACGACGACGGCGUCCCCGAGGUAGCCGCCUGCAUAUCGUCGAUGAUCGACCGCGGGGGCAGCGUCGAGAGCCACCGCCUCUUCCUGGCGCGCCGCACCGCGCUGGAGAUGCUCCGCGACCGCGGGUACAGCGUCCCGGAGGACGAGCUCGCCCGCACCCUCCCGGAGUUCCGCGCCUGGUGGGCCCACAAGCCCGAGCUCGAACGCCUGGCCUUCUCCACUACUCUCGCCUCCGACCCGUCCAACAAGGUGAAAGUUGUGUUCUGUCCACCUGAACCUGUCAAAAUUGCAGUUAUCCGGGAGAUAUAUAGCGGAGUCAAAGAAGAGAACUUGUCUAGACUGAUUCUGAUAUUGCAGAGCAGAAUAAUGUCUAGAGCCAAAGAAUCUAUUAAGGAGAUCUUCCCAUUUAAAGUUGACACUUUCCAGAUCACGGAACUACUGGUGAACAUUACUAAGCAUGUCCUGAAGCCCAAGCAUGAAGUGUUAACUGCAGAGGAGAAAGCCAAGCUCCUGAAGGAAUACAAUGUGGUGGAUUCACAGUUGCCUCGCAUGCUGGAGACUGAUGCUGUUGCUCGCUACCACGGCCUUGGCAAGGGAACUGUUGUUAAAGUUACAUAUGACAGCGAGCUUACUGGGAACCAUGUGACGUACAGGUGUAUUUUCUGAGGGGGCUGUGGGUUUACAUGGAUGAAGUUUCUCAUAAGCAGUUGGUAAAAAUAACUUCUCGGCAGAUGAUACUGCACUUCUAGGCCAAUGUAAGCACCCUACUAUGUAGGAUGAAGUUCUCUGUAAGGUGUCGGUAAAAAUUGUCUCGCAGCAAAGUUACUGCCCUACUAGGCUAGCAUAUUGUCCUAUGUUAUACUUGUCUCCAGUCUAAUCUUAGAAACAGUAACAAAGCUAAUCCCGUUGUGAAGUUCUUCAAUACAAUCCCGUUGCAAGUGAUUCUCUCAGUCAA